This is a messenger RNA of Verruconis gallopava, 1014 nucleotides long. RefSeq lists its product as uncharacterized. Bases 1 to 1014 code for a protein of 337 amino acids. The transcript has 2 exons. Gene Ontology annotation, molecular function: protein binding. The record is from RefSeq and is a predicted model, not a curated record. NCBI's taxonomy places the organism in Eukaryota, Fungi, Ascomycota, Dothideomycetes, Venturiales, Sympoventuriaceae.
AUGACGGGCAAGAUCACUCUCAAAUGGCAGCGCAUUGCCUCGUCCGACGACCUUCGACGGUCCUCGCAAACGAUCGGCGUCGCAAACGGGCGACUUGAUGUCUUUGGCGGCGAACUCAAGCCGAGAGAGCCCGUCGACAACAAGCUGUAUCAUGUUGAUCUCCAGGCUCAGUCGGCCGUCACCGUAUCCGAGCCGAUGGGCGACUCGCCUGCUCCGCGCGUGGGUUCCGCGUCAACAACUCUCGGGGGCACGAUGUACCUGUUUUCUGGCCGCGGCAACGUCGCCAUGGCGCCCAUUGACGAGCAAGGCAAGCUGUGGGCGUGCGCGGGCGGCAACAACUGGCAGUGUCUCGAGCCGUCAGACCCGUCCAAGCCCGUCCCUCCGCCUCGAUCGUACCACGCUAUGGCAAACGAUGGUCGCGACGCCAUUUACGUCCACGCAGGCUGUUCCGAGAGUGGCCGUCUGAACGACCUGUGGGCCUUUGUGGUCAGCGGCAGACGAUGGGUACAGCUCGCGUCCGCGCCCGGCAGCGAGCGUGGUGGCACGAGCAUCGCGUUUUGCGCCAGCGAAGACGCCCUCUACCGUCUCAACGGCUUCGACGGCAAAUCGGAAAUCGGCGGCACCGUCGACGUGUACAACCCCGUGAACAACCAUUGGACCUCGAAGGAGUACAAUGCGGACGGCGUGGAGGGGCCGGUGCCGAGGAGCGUCAGUACUUUGCUCUGUCUGGACGUAGGCGGCAAGAGCUGGCUGGUCACGGCAUUUGGCGAGCGCGAUCCCAGUUCGCUGGGGCAUCAGGGCGCUGGAAAGAUGCUGUCAGACGUGUGGGCAUACGACAUCAAAGAGCACCAGUGGUUCAAGGUUGAGGCUGAGGGAGGAGACGAGGCGCCGGAGCCGAGAGGAUGGUUCGCCGCCGACGUUCUUGGUACAGAUACCAUAGUCGUGCAUGGCGGCCUUGCAGAGGAUAACUCACGCCUCGGUGACGUGUGGUUGGGCAGGCUGAGAGUCGAGUAG